Messenger RNA from Puntigrus tetrazona (Sumatra barb), 1967 nucleotides. It is a transcript of the gene slc29a2, whose product is annotated as solute carrier family 29 member 2. The record is from RefSeq and is a predicted model, not a curated record. Gene Ontology annotation, molecular function: nucleoside transmembrane transporter activity. The transcript has 13 exons. NCBI's taxonomy places the organism in Eukaryota, Metazoa, Chordata, Actinopteri, Cypriniformes, Cyprinidae. Gene Ontology annotation, biological process: guanine transport; uridine transmembrane transport; nucleoside transmembrane transport. Gene Ontology annotation, cellular component: basolateral plasma membrane; plasma membrane. The coding region runs from base 149 to 1477 and encodes 442 amino acids.
GGCUGUUCCACGUGGAGCUGCUGUCAGAAAACCGGUCUCAUUCAGUUCAAACUUCUGAAGCCUUCAGCUUUAGGCGCGUUCAUAGCUAAUAGUAAUAAUUUAAAAAAAACGUAUUUGGAUUCGCCAUAUAGUGUAAGAACAUUUCAACAUGAGGAUUUGUAAGGGAACAUCAGAUAAGAGUGGCCUUGUGGCUGUAAUCUUUUUCUUGUUGGGAAUGGGAACUCUGCUUCCAUGGAACUUCUUCAUCACUGCGAUGAAUUAUUUCACUGACCGUUUGAACAACGGAACAAAUUCUACACAGACCGACACUUACAUGUUUGGUAACAUGAGUGUGCUGUUAGCUCAGCUGCCCUUGCUGCUCUUCACACUUCUCAACUCGUUUCUAUACCAGCACAUUGCAGAAAAGAUGCGCAUUGCUGGCAGCAUGGUCUUCAUAUUACUACUCUUCAUUCUCACAGCCAUUUUAGUGAAAGUUAAGAUGGACCAGGACCUCUUCUUUUCCAUUACAAUGGCGACAAUCUGGUUUAUUAACAUGUUUGGAGCUGUGCUGCAAGGUAGUCUGUUUGGUCUGGUUGGUAAACUGCCCCCGAGAUUCAGCUCCCUGUUCAUGAGUGGACAGGCAGUGGCAGGAAUCUUCUCUGGUAUUGCUAUGCUGUUAUCAAAUAUCUUUGAAACUGACUCAGAGAGUUCUGCCCUGGGAUAUUUCAUAACUCCCUGUGUCGCCACUCUGCUUACUUUAUGCUGUUACCUCGUACUUCCACAUCUGAGAUUUGCCCAACUUCAUUUGGAAAGUGCGUCUACUAAAACGCUGAAAGAUCGAUCAGCAAAUAGUUGUGAGAUUGUUAAAGUGAAGUUGCACAAUUGUGACAAUGGAUUUGAUGACAUUGAUGAAACUGAAACAUGUAAAAAUAUGAAAGAGCUCCAAGAGGAACCCACUGAGGAGAAGUCCACUGUGCCACAAGUCUUCAAAAAGAUAUGGGUCAUGGCUUUAUGUGUGACGUGCGUGUUUGCUGUCACACUGUCCGUUUUUCCAGCCGUUACUAUAAAUACAAAACCUUCUGGCUUAUUUGAGGGGAAAGAUAACAUCUUCAUACCUUUGUGCUCAUUCAUUGUCUUCAAUGUGAUGGACUGGAUUGGCAGAAGUCUCACGUCUCGUCUUCAGUGGCCUUCGAAGGAAAGUCGUUUAUUCCCUUUUUUUGUGGUGUUCCGGGUAGUUUUCAUUCCUGCCCUCAUGUUCUGCAACGUUCAACCUCGUUCCUAUCUCAAAGUCUUUUUCAAUCAUGACAUGGCUUACAUCAUCAUUAUGUCUUUGUUUGCCAUGACAAAUGGAUAUUUUGCCUGCCUCUCCAUGAGCUAUGCUCCACAGCUGGUGAGGUCUAAAGAUGCAGAGACAGCAGGGGCUCUGAUGACCUUCUUCCUGGCUUUGGGACUCUCUCUGGGGGCCGCUUUCUCUUUUGGUCUUAAAAUAAUUAUUUAGGGAAGAUCCCACAGGCUGACACUCCUGUUAUCACAUUAUCCCGCCAACAUAUACAUGUUCAAAAUUACUGUUUUGAAGCACUGGUAUACUUUUCUCUUGUUUUUUUUCUUGUUCUCUAGUGUCUGUAUUUUAAAACUUGCAUUUACAUGAAUGUUUUUUUAAGGGAAGUCUUUUAGCUUUAUAAUGUAUAAUUUAGUAUUUUUAAGGGACGUUUUUUACAUUUAACAUGUUUAACAUGUGAAUUAUUGGAUUUGCAAUGGGUUUUGUACAUCAAUUUUUACAUCAAAUGUGUGUUUUUAAAUUUUCGUAUUUAUUUUUAUAGCUAUUUUUCCAUUUUAGGUGCAUCUAUUUUUAUUCAAUAUUUUGUAUGUUUUUUUACUCAGUUUUUAAUAAAAUUGUAAAACAGCAAACACUUCAUGUACAAUCACUUCACCUUCAACUUGUCUGUUGGCACAGAUACCCCACUGAGUAAAACAUGAUUUAACAUGAA